AAUCCGCGCUGGACACUGAGAACAUGGUGUGACAGUGUCAGUGUGAGGAGAGGAAGGUUCUCUGCAGUAACCGCCCCUUCCACGCUGAGACGAAGGAUAGCCAACAUUUAGACAGUGUGUGUAUUGAAGCCGGCAGCUCCUGGACGCCACUCACUCUCAACAUGAGCACCGGCGUGGAGCGACUGUUCGACGAGCUCGGGCACUUCGGGAGGUUCCAGGCAUGCCUGUACUUCGCCGCUGUUUUCCAGGCCAUGUCUUGUGGGAUUCACUACCUGGCCUCUGUGUUCUUUGUGGAGACACCAAAAUUCCUCUGUGAUGCACCUUGGAACAUCACAAAUGUCCUGUAUGGGAACCACUCUGGAAACUCUCUGGAAGAUGUCUGGUCAUUCUACAAGCCUGGGAAUGGGGCGGUGGUGGUGCAGACGAUCAAUGGAGAGCAGUGGGAGCUCAGCCCCUGUCUCAAAGUACAGCGCCAUGAUGCGGUCAAUUUUCGCUAUGAGUUCUACGGCAACACGUCUGUGGAGUCAUGUGGUCACUAUGUGUUCGACCACAGCCAGGUGAAGCAGAGCAUAGUAACCGACUGGGACCUGGUGUGUGAAAAGGAAUGGCUGGCCAAGCUUUCCCAGCCAACCUUUAUGCUGGGGGUCCUGAUUGGAGCGCUGGUGUUUGGAGACAUCGCUGAUAGGGUUGGCCGACGGCCCAUUCUAAUGGCCACCAGCAUGUGCCAGUUUGUGUUUGGCAUCACUGUGGCAUUUACUGGAAACUAUUACUUGUUUGUGGUGAUGCGUUUCCUUCUUGCCAUGGUGUCGAGUGGCUAUCUGGUUGUCGUCUUUGUCUAUGUUACGGAGUUUACGGGGAAUAAGGUGCGUACAUGGACCUCUAUGCAUGUGCACGCAGCCUUUGCGGUGGGAAUCAUGGUGGUGGCUCUGGUGGGGUAUCUGGUGCGUGUCUGGUGGCUCUACCAGAUCAUCCUGACUCUCAGCACCUGUCCAUUCCUGCUCUACUGCUGGAAGUUCCCUGAGACGCCCUUCUAUCUGCUCGCUAAAGGACGGCAUGAGGAAGCACAGGAGCUGCUGGACACCAUCGCACACUUCAAUGGUCUGGAGCCCAAACUCAAGGUAUCAGACUUGUUGGAUGACAAUGGGAAGGCCUUGUUGAAGAGCACACAGAAAGAUGAAAACGGGAUGGAAGAGCCAGAGAAGAAGCUGAGUCUCUUGGACAUGUUUGGUAGCUGGAAGAUGGCCAGCCGCAGCGCCACCUGCUGGGCAAUCUGGUUCAUCGGUUCACUAGGCUAUUAUGUGUUCAGCCUGGGUUCUGUUAACCUGGGAGGAAACCAAUAUGUCAACCUCUUCCUUGCUGGUGCCGUUGAGCUGCCUUCGUACUUUAUUGGCUGCUUCGCGAUGGACAGGGUGGGCAGGAGAUGGACCUGUGCUCCGGCACUGCUGCUGAGUGGAGUAGCCUGCAUGCUUAUAAUUGCAGUACCUCAGGACAUUGCGUUCAUGGCUAUCAUCCUCAGUAUGACAGGGAAGUUUGCCAUUGCCAUUGCAUUUGGUCUGAUUUAUUUGUACACCUGUGAGUUGUACCCCACGGUCAUCAGGUCACUAGCGGUGGGCAGUGGUAGUAUGAUGUGUCGGGUUGGGAGUGUGGUGGCUCCUUUUUGUGUCUACCUUGCUGGCAUCUGGAUCUACCUGCCUCAGCUUAUUGUGGGGAUCCUAGCCUUCAUUAUUGGAGUUCUGGCCUUGUUCCUGCCAGAGACGCUGGGGGAACCCCUCACCUCCACCCUGGAGGAAGCCAGUGCUCUGGGUACCAAAUUUAGCAAGAAGAAGACAAAAGAGGAUGGGGUGCAGAUGAACCUGACUGACAGCAAAGCUUGAGCCACAAAGAGAGAGACUGGAGUAAUACAGAGAGCACUCUUCAGCACCCUACUGUUGAAAGCUCAUGUAGGAACUUUAAUAGAGCUUUCCAGUAAAUAUAUCAUUUUGGUUGCAGGAUCGAGGAUAAACAGUAAAAAAGCCAUUACUGAAGGAAACCAGCCAUACUAAAAAUGAAGAACAGCUAUAAAAGACUUCUUUGUUGUUUGAAGCUGCAGUGAUGUCUGCAUUUUGAGGGGUUUUUUUUGGAAAUUGCAUUUUUAAAUACAUAAUUGACAUGGAGGUCAGCCAUGAUGGCUGGCAUUAGUAUUUUGGCAAUAUUUGCUCCAUAAAGGAUGGUUCUUUAUAAUUUUACUAUUGAAAGUAUGUGGUCGAUAGAGGAUUAUAAGCUGCCUCAGUAUUACCUGACCUUUGUUUGGUUUUCACUUUGUCUACUUGGAGUUGUUAUGGCAUUUGUUCUGACACCUGAGUACAGAAGGAAAAUGUAACAAGUAGGUAUUUGUGACAAUGUUCAAAAUGAAUAUUCAUGGUAGUUAUUUUUAUGUGAUUGUAUUUAUACACUGCAAAGACCAAUAGUAAUUUGUAUGACUCAAUUAUUAUUUUCUUUUAUUUUAUUUAUUUGUUUGCUUACUAUCAUGGUACAAACAUGUAUUAUUUGAACUGUUUGACUAAGCAUUGGAAUCCAGGGUGACCAAUUCCUCCAAACAUACCUCUCACCCAUGGAAAUUGAACUAGUAUAUCCAAUCAUUUAAUCCUCAUAUUUUGUUGAGAUUUCCGUUGCAUUCUCAUUAUUUAAGAUCCAAGAGAUGCUGUAAUUGUAAAAAUGCUAAUAAUAAUUUCACAAUAAAGCUGUUUUUUACCUUCA
Molecule: messenger RNA, 2736 nt
Organism: Pygocentrus nattereri (red-bellied piranha)
Lineage: Eukaryota; Metazoa; Chordata; Actinopteri; Characiformes; Serrasalmidae
Gene: slc22a16
Product: solute carrier family 22 member 16
Exons: 9
Coding region: 162-1874 (570 amino acids)
Biological process (GO): transmembrane transport
Cellular component (GO): membrane
Source: RefSeq, a predicted model, not a curated record